CCGGGACUGCGGGCCGGAAGCGCGGUGUCAGCCGCUUCCCGGUGGCCCUCCGCCGCGAUGUUACCCUACACGGUGAACUUCAAGGUGUCGGCGCGCACCCUCACCGGGGCCCUCAGCGCGCACAACAAGGCGGCGGUGGACUGGGGAUGGCAAGGUUUAAUCGCUUAUGGCUGUCAUUCCCUUGUGGUAGUGAUCGAUUCCAAUACUGCCCAAACUCUUCAAGUUUUAGAGAAGCACAAAGCUGAUGUUGUUAAGGUCAAGUGGGCCAGGGAAAACUAUCACCAUAACCUUGGCUCACCAUAUUGCUUGCGCUUAGCUUCUGCCGAUGUCAGCGGGAAGAUUGUCAUCUGGGACGUAGCAGCGGGGCUGGCACAGUGUGAGAUCCAAGAGCACGUCAGGCCUGUCCAGGAUGUGCAAUGGCUGUGGAGUCAGGAUGCCUGCAGGGACCUGCUGCUCGCUGUCCACCCACCCAGCUCCAUCGUGCUCUGGAACGCCGACACCGGCACCAGGCUAUGGAAGAAGAGCUGUGCUGACAACAUCCUUUCUUUCUCUUUUGACCCUUUCGACCCCUCCCGUCUGACUUUACUCACCAGCGAGGGUAUUGUGUUCAUCUCAGACUUUUCUCCGUCCAAGCCUCCCUCAGGCCCUGGAAAAAAGGUGUAUAUUUCCAGCCCACACUCCAGCCCGUCUCACAAUAAGCUGGCUGCAGCUACAGGAGCCAAGAAGGCUCUUAAUAAAGUAAAAGUUUUAAUCACUCAAGAAAAGCCUAGUGCUGAGUUCAUGACUCUCAAUGAUUGCCUCCAGCUGGCGUAUCUUCCCUCGAAACGAAAUCAUAUGUUGUUACUCUAUCCUCGAGAGAUUUUAAUCCUCGACCUUGAGGUGAACCAAACAGUGGGUGUGAUUGCAAUCGAAAGAACUGGCAUCCCAUUUCUGCAGGUAAUACCCUGCUUUCAGCGUGAUGGUCUGUUUUGCUUACAUGAAAAUGGUUGUAUAACAUUACGUGUCCGAAGAUCCUACAAUAGCAUUUCCACCACUUCAAGUGACGAGCCAGAUCCAGAUCCUGUUCAGGAGCUUACAUAUGAUUUACGAAGCCAGUGUGAUGCAAUCAGGGUGACAAAAACUGUCCGUCCCUUCAGUAUGGUGUGUUGUCCUGUCAAUGAGAAUGCCGCUGCCCUCAUAGUGAGCGACGGUAGGGUCAUGAUAUGGGAACUCAAGUCUGCCGUGUGUACUCGAAGUUCACGCAACAGUAGUUCUGGUGUGUCGCCUUUGUACUCACCAGUGUCUUUCUGUGGGAUUCCUGUAGGAGUGCUACAGAAUAAGCUCCCAGACCUUUCUCUGGAUAAUAUGAUUGGGCAAAGUGCAGUUGCUGGGGAAGAGCAUCCCAAAGGCUCCGUCCUACAGGAAGUACACCUCAGAUUCCUGCUAACGGGCCUGCUCUCAGGCCUUCCCUCCCCUCAGUUUGCCAUCCGCAUGUGUCCACCACUAACCACAAAGAAUAUUAAGAUGUAUCAGCCACUCCUUGCCGUUGGCACAGGUAACGGUUCUGUGCUGGUGUACCACCUCACCAGUGGUCUGCUGCACAAGGAGUUAAGUGUCCACUCAUGUGAAGUCAAGGGUAUCGAAUGGACGAGUUUGACCAGUUUUCUUUCUUUUGCUACCUCAACUCCAAACAAUAUGGGAUUAGUGAGAAAUGAGCUUCAGCUGGUCGAUCUUCCCGCAGGGAGGAGCACUGCUUUUCGUGGUGAACGAGGCAAUGAUGAAUCACCCAUUGAGAUGAUUAAAGUAUCUCAUUUGAAGCAGUAUUUGGCAGUUGUCUUCAAAGAUAAACCCCUGGAGUUGUGGGAUGUUAGAACUUGUACCCUUCUUAGAGAAAUGUCUAAAAGCUUUCCUUCAGUAACUGCCUUGGAGUGGUCGCCAUCUCACAACUUGAAGAGCCUGAGAAGGAAACAGCUUGCCACCCGUGAAGCCAUGGCCCGCCAGACGGUUGUCUCAGACACAGAGCUGAGUAUUGUGGAGUCAUCUGUGAUCAGCUUGUUACAGGAAGCAGAAAGUAAAUCUGAACUCACUCAGAACAUCUCUGCUCGGGAGCAUUUUGUGUUUACUGAUACUGAUGGCCAAGUUUAUCAUCUCACUGUGGAAGGAAACUCUGUGAAAGAUAGUGCUCGGAUUCCACCAGAUGGAAGUAUGGGUAGUAUUACCUGCAUCGCAUGGAAAGGGGAUACGUUAGUGCUUGGAGAUAUGGAUGGAAAUUUAAACUUUUGGGAUUUGAAAGGCAGAGUAUCCAGAGGAAUACCUACCCAUCGAAGCUGGGUCAGGAAGAUCCGCUUUGCCCCUGGCAAAGGAAACCAAAAGUUGAUAGCAAUGUACAAUGAUGGCGCUGAAGUGUGGGAUACUAAAGAGAUUCAGAUGGUGAGCAGUUUAAGAAGUGGAAGAAAUGUGACCUUUCGGAUUUUGGAUGUGGACUGGUGCACAUCAGAUAAAGUGAUCUUGGCAUCCGACGAUGGGUGCAUCAGGGUCUUAGAAAUGUCUAUGAAGUCUACGUGUUUUAGGAUGGACGAGCAGGAGCUAACUGAACCUGUAUGGUGCCCAUAUCUCCUUGUUCCAAGAGCCUCUCUUGCCCUGAAAGCCUUCUUACUCCACCAGCCAUGGAAUGGGCGAUAUACUUUAGAUAUAUCACACAUUGAUUAUCCAGAAAAUGAAGAAAUAAAGAAUCUCCUUCAAGAACAGUUGAAUUCAUUAUCUAAUGACAUCAAGAGACUCUUGCUUGAUCCAGAAUUCACUCUCUUGCAGAGGUGCCUGCUUGUUUCCAGGCUUUAUGGCGAUGAAUCAGAGCUGCACUUCUGGACGGUGGCGGCCCACUACCUCCACAGUUUGUCCCAAGCCAAGUCAGAGGGUACGGUGGUGACCAAGGAAGCCGCUCCCCAGGAGACACUGAACAACCCACUGGACAUCUGCUAUGAUGUGCUCUGUGAAAAUGCUUAUUUCCAGAAAUUUCAGCUGGAAAGGGUUAAUCUUCAGGAGGUAAAACGUUCAACCUAUGACCACACGAGGAAAUGCACAGACCAGCUGCUGCUCUUGGGCCAAACAGACAGAGCUGUGCAGUUGCUGUUGGAAACAAGUGCAGAUAACCAACAUUACUAUUGUGAUUCACUGAAAGCCUGUUUGGUCACUACGGUCACUUCUUCAGGCCCCUCUCAAAGCACCAUUAAGCUGGUGGCAACUAACAUGAUUGCCAAUGGCAAGCUGGCAGAGGGUGUUCAGUUGCUCUGUCUGAUAGACAAGGCUGCAGAUGCCUGCCGUUACCUGCAGACAUACGGCGAAUGGAAUCGGGCGGCGUGGCUUGCAAAGGUCCGCUUAAACUCUGAUGAGUGUGCUGAUGUUCUGAAGCGCUGGGUUGACCACCUCUGUUCCCCACAAGUUAACCAGAAAUCAAAGGCCCUUUUGGUCCUUCUAUCGCUGGGCUGCUUCUCCAGUGUGGCAGAGACUCUUCACAGCAUGAGGUACUUCGAUAGAGCGGCCUUAUUUGUGGAAGCCUGUCUCAAGUAUGGCGCAUUUGAAAUCAACGAGGACACAGAGGAACUCAUUGCUUCCAUAUAUGCAGAUUAUGCCCGGAGUCUGAAGAGCCUUGGUUUUAAACAGGGAGCAGUUUUGUUUGCUUCAAAAGCUGGAGCAGCUGGCAAAGAUUUGUUGAAUGAGCUGGCAUUCCACAAGGAAGAGCUGACUGAGGAGUGACAGGUUCUGUGCUGGAGAAUCUGACAUUGGAAGAAGAAUGGGCAGGGGCCUGACGUGGCUAUGCUUAUGGUUAAGGCCAUUGUCGGCCCAGACUGAUGUGGAAACAGGGUCCUUCUAAGUUCUUUCACCACCUUCCUUGAGACCACACAUGUUCAGCAGUGUGGGCAAGCUCUGUGGCCUGAACUAAACCCACAGAGCAGAGGGGAACCUUCACAGUUGAAAAGUGUAUAGCAUUUUAUACUCUUGGAGAGAGCUUUGUGAUGCCUGGGAAGACUUUUAAUUUUUUUAUAACUUAAGAAUUCAGGAGACUAGGUUGCCUAAAUUUACAGGUGUUUGAGAAACCUGUAGCAAGCUUGUGUGAUUUUUAUUCUCAAGUGUGCACUGCGCUGUGUUUAAACAGUCAUUGAGGACACAGGUGGACAGAGCAUUCAGAGAUGGCUCACCAAGCCACUGUUGUUGUCUUACCUUGAAAACAAGUGAUUCCUUGAUUCAGGCAUAGCUAAACAUUGUAAUGUUAGGCUCCUGUAUUUCAUGGACAACUGUAAGCUUUGUUUCAUGCCAGGGUUUGUGGUAUUUGUCAUUCUGAAUGUUAACUCCUAUGAUACAUCCCAGUAACCUCAUUUUUGAAGUCUUUGAACCUUUUCUUUGUGCUCUGCCACUAGAUGAAAUGUCACUAUCAUAAAUUAUUGCUGAGAAUUUAAAUGUCUACUACAAAAUGAUUUUUUAAAAAAUCUACCCAAGCUUUUAUCAUCA
Messenger RNA from Jaculus jaculus (lesser Egyptian jerboa), 4485 nucleotides. It is a transcript of the gene Wdr11, whose product is annotated as WD repeat domain 11. Gene Ontology annotation, molecular function: protein binding. The transcript has 29 exons. Gene Ontology annotation, cellular component: cytoplasm. The record is from RefSeq and is a predicted model, not a curated record. Bases 58 to 3732 code for a protein of 1224 amino acids. NCBI's taxonomy places the organism in Eukaryota, Metazoa, Chordata, Mammalia, Rodentia, Dipodidae.